Molecule: messenger RNA, 907 nt
Organism: Elaeis guineensis (African oil palm)
Lineage: Eukaryota; Viridiplantae; Streptophyta; Magnoliopsida; Arecales; Arecaceae
Product: cyclic phosphodiesterase
Biological process (GO): cyclic nucleotide metabolic process
Molecular function (GO): 2',3'-cyclic-nucleotide 3'-phosphodiesterase activity
Source: RefSeq, a predicted model, not a curated record
AUGUUAUAUGGGUAUAUUCGCACAUACUCCCUGCCACUUCCACCUCCUCUUCAGACUCAGACUAAAAACCCGAUCUUUACGCCGAGCAACUUCCGCUAUUCUCUCUCCAUCCUUCAACUCAGAGGCAUCCAAAUCGUAGUGUCGUUGGCAAUGGAGAACCCGGCGGCCGGCGAUCAGGCGGCGGGGUGGUACUCUGUGUGGGCGCUUCCGCCGGAGGACGUGGCGGCGAGGCUGAAGCACCUCAUGGCGGAUCUCCGAUCGGAGUUUGGCGGCCCCGAGUUCGAGCCCCACAUCACCGUCGUCGGCGCCAUCCGCCUUCGCCCGGACGACGCCGUCCGUCGUCUCCGCUCCGCCUGCGCCGCCCUCUCCCCUUACCCCGCCCGCGUCGCCUCCGCCGCCCGCGGCACCUUUUUCUACCAGUGCGUCUACCUCCUCAUCGACCCCUCCCCCGAGGUAAUGCAAACGAGUGCACAUUGUUGCGAGCACUUCGCUUACAAGAACUCGGCCGCUUACAUGCCGCAUCUGAGCCUCUUGUAUGGGGAUUUGACGGACGAGCAGAAGGAGAAGGCUCGGCAGAGGGUAGAGGAGUUGGAUAAGGAGAUACGCGGGCUUAGCUUCCAGAUCUCGUCCCUGGCUCUCUACAAGACGGACACGGAGGACAACACCUUGAAAUCAUGGGAGAAGGUGGAGGUCUGCUACCUUGGGAGUGACAACUAGAUGACCUAUUUUCUCUAUAAAGUUCCAAUCUUUGUUAGUUUGCACCUGCUCUUCAGAUUAUAUUGAGGUUUCUGCUUUGUUCUUCUUCUUUGUAGUGUUUGAGAAGAGCAUAAAUAUUAGAAGAUGAGGUCUUGUGAUAUGAGUUUGAAACUACUAUUUAUAGCUAAAGAAUUAAGGAUAUUUGAAAGAA